Molecule: messenger RNA, 1121 nt
Organism: Aethina tumida (small hive beetle)
Lineage: Eukaryota; Metazoa; Arthropoda; Insecta; Coleoptera; Nitidulidae
Gene: Arl1
Product: ADP-ribosylation factor-like protein 1
Exons: 4
Coding region: 145-687 (180 amino acids)
Biological process (GO): intracellular protein transport; vesicle-mediated transport
Cellular component (GO): Golgi apparatus; cytoplasm
Molecular function (GO): GTPase activity; GTP binding
Source: RefSeq, a predicted model, not a curated record
UGACACUUCAAUAAAUUACACGUCAGGCUGCUAUUUAAGUUUAAUUUGUUUAUCAUUUAAAACAAACCCAAUUAAAAUGAACCAAUAAGUUUCUAAUAAGACCUAUUUAUCCCAGUGAAACUACACUAAUUUAUUACAAUAAUCAUGGGAAUGUUAUUUAGUUAUUUUAAAAGCCUCCUCGGCGCCCGUGAGAUGAGGAUACUGAUACUAGGUUUAGAUGGAGCCGGCAAAACAACCAUUUUAUACAGGUUACAGGUUGGUGAAGUUGUUACAACCAUUCCAACAAUUGGUUUUAAUGUUGAACAAGUCACCUAUCAAAACCUUAAAUUCCAAGUCUGGGAUCUUGGUGGACAAACAAGUAUAAGGCCUUAUUGGAGAUGUUAUUAUAGUAAUACGGAUGCUAUUAUUUAUGUUGUUGACUCAGCAGACAAAGAAAGAAUGGGUAUAUCAAAAGAUGAACUCUUCCAUAUGCUGAGGGAGGAAGAACUAAAUGAUGCAAUUCUUGUUGUCCUGGCCAACAAACAAGACAUUCCCGGUUGCAUGUCACUGAAAGAUGUGCACCAGGCCCUUGGAUUGGAAGCGUUGAAAAACAGGACGUUCCAAAUCUUCAAGACCUCAGCAACAAAAGGGGAGGGACUAGAUAUGGCGAUGGAAUGGCUGGCGCAAGCCCUAAAGAACCGCAAAUAGCACAUUGUCUAUGUUUACUAAAUCUAGUCUCUUACACAAUUUUCACCGUUCCGGUGUUUGAUUUGUAAUAUAUUGCCUGGUUUAAAAAAUUUAUUUUUGUUAAUUGAUUCAUUUCAAUACAAUAAACAAUCCGGCGUAAUGUGAUAAAAAACGAAUACGGAUUGUUUGCUGGAUUGAAAUUGGAGUGAAGUGCUUAAAAAUGUUACAAUAAUAUAUUUUAAGUGUUUUGUGUUCUAAAAAGUAUUCAAAGUAAUUUUUAGUCGUAAUUUUUUAUCAUUCCAUGAUUUUCAUUUAUCCGUUUUUAUGUAUGUUUAAAUUAAGAUCAAUACAAAUGUCGUUUCAUCAAAUAAGAAUUAUAUUUAUAUCAAUUUCAUGCAUCUAUGCUGUCAUACAUUUUGUACUGUACAUUGUAAUAAAUGUAGGUAUUGAUGAAA